AUGGUGGAGAUCCUCGGACCUCUCUCUGCUCGUCCACCCACACCUCCCAGGACAGCUUCACGAAUCGAUGAGAACAACCCAGCCGAGUCGCCGCUGGUGCAAACUCCCGGGGGUUCGCCCUUUUCCACAGUAGGAUCUGGCGCUCCCCCAUCCAGCCGGAGUAAACGUGUCAAUUUCUCGCCAUGGACCAACUUCAUUAAGCCGCCGACCUCUACAAAUCCCUCUAAAUCGGCUUCGGAUCUCAAAUCCCUCCCACCAUCGAACGAACGUCGUCCCUCGAAAUCAAUCCUGAAAGCAACCCAAUCGCCGAUUGCCGUAUGGUCCCCCAAUGUCGACACAUUCACCGCCGAAUCGCUUGCCAUGCUGCUCGAGUCGGUCAUCCAGCAAUUGGCUGGCGAGUCGAUCAGCUCGAGACUCGAUGCCUACAUGCAGUUCUUUGGUGCACUGCGGACCUACGAAGGCCUUCCAAUGGGACAGGAUAUUGCAGAAAAAUUGAGCUUGAUUACGGAUUUCAUCCAGCGUGAUGUCAGCAGGGAUUUGGUGAAUGGCGGGCCAUUGGAUACGAACCUCGCCAACCAGGCUUUGAAACUGUCUGCGGCCUUUGUCUGGCAUGGGGAUAUAUCGACUCAGUUGCCGGAGGAAUUCAAGAUCUUUCUGGUGGAUCACUCUAUCAUCUGCCUCCAGGAGGCCAAGGUGCCCAAAUCGGUCUUGACCCAUUACAUGUCUAUCUUGUCCACGCAAAACUUCGGCCCGAAAAUUAUGACCACUGCACGAGUCACUCGCCUCCUCUCGGUCUUGCAGGACGUCACCAAGCAGGUCACAGGCAAUGCAAUUGUCUCCCAUCGACUGAGCAUUUACCAGCGCCUCCUCACGCAAGCCAAAUCGACGUUCGUCUCACAAUCAGCACUUUGGAUGGAGCAUCUGAUCUCGGGCUUGUUGAAUCACCUGAAAGAUACUCGGUUAAAGGCAAUAUCCCUUGGCUUUCAAACAUCCACAGCCGCGGGCCCAAACCCUGUUUUAUCAAAGACCAUUCGGGACCUCUUUGAUCGACCUCUGGAAAACGAUCGAAAAUUGAUAACCGAAAUUCGCGAGCGCAUGUCGCGUAUGAUGGCCUCUACAGAGAGCGGUGCGCAUGUCCCACAGGUCUGGAGCAUCAUUAUUCUUCUUCUACGGAGUAAAAGAUGGAAUCUGGGGCAGUGGGAGCAUUUCAAGGAAUGGGUGCUCGUCCUUCAAAAAUGCUUCAACUGCAGUGAACCCGCUAUCAAAGCACAGGCGAUUCUUGGCUGGAAUCGUUUCGUUUUUGCUAUCAACCCGAACGAAUCAACCAGCCCAUCCUUGCUGAAGAUGCUGGGCAAGCCCAUUCUCUCGCAGUUUGAACGAAAGAAAUCCGACAAGUCAGGGUCGUCACCUACUCACCUUGCCCUAGGCAGUUAUUACAACCUGCUUUACUACGCUUUCCGUCCCUCUGCUCCCUUCCAACACUUGGACGUCGUCUGGGAAGAAUAUGUUGCCACCCCUUCCAACAUUUUCUCAUCUGCGCCGGCUCUUAGUGAUUGCGUAUUUCGUGUGUUGGCAAAUCUGCUAUGGAGUUCGCAGGCCAAACUUUGGACUGAAAAUCGAAACAAUGAUCCCACCAGGUUGGAGGCCGAGGAACUUCCCUCGAUUGACAGCCGCUGGGUACGAUCGAGGAUUCCCUCGGUUUUCAAGGUGUUUGAGGCUCUGCUCAAAUCAUCGGUUUGGAAUCCCACUGUUGAAAAGUCAAAUGUUGCUCUUGCCUGGAACAGUUUAUCCAGCGCUUUGUCGUUUGCCUCCAGCAAGGAGAUUACACCCUCAGGGGAGUCUAUGCAGGCUGUUGCCAGUGCUCUGGGGUUACUUAGCCGCCUCUGCCUCGCUGGACCAUCGUCUUUGAAUGCCACCGGGGACAACUGUGCAGAUAUUUUCUUUGAAAGAUUCCGAUUCUUGUCAAAGACAGUCAUUAUCUCUCUUGGGAGUAUUCCAUUCACUGAGAAGCUUGUCCUCCGAACGGCCGACAACACAUUUCAAACCGUGAAUACCCCAUCAAAUCGUCAUCCGCACAUGGACAUAAACCUUGACAGUCCUGCUCUGCAUCUUCUCCGAGCUCUCGGCAGCAUCACCUGGACAACAACACCAACUCCAUCCUUUACAAAUCUUGUGGCUAGUACAAUUGAGGCAUCUUGCAAUGGAAGAAUCUCUCGAGGGUCUCGCCUUGAGCUUCUGCAACAGUGUGCAGACCUGUGUACUGGAGACAUGGAAUCCCUCCCACGAACGCCUCAGCUUUCCGAGGUGGUUUGGAAGGCCACCGCGCAGGCAACUGCAGACGCAUUGCGGUCUUUCCCAUCAGAGUCUGCUCGGGAGCGCGACGGGUCUGUCUUCCGGGAUUAUGAGAAUGUCAUCAAGAUUCUUUCUUCUGGUCUGGGAUUUCCGACUGCAUUUUUGGAAUGGUCUCGUCUGCUCGAGUCGUUUGUGCGUGUGGUGAGAACGGAGAAGGGCAAUAGAGCACUUGCCACCAUGAUUGUGGAACCCAUGGCCGAAUGCCUCAUGCGUCUACCAGCUUACGACACUCUUCUGCCCUCGACAUCAUUGUUCGGCCAUUCUCUGUCAAUUCCAUUUUUCCUGGGUUCUGAAUUUGGAUCCGAAAGCGAUAAUGCUCAACCAGCGGACCCUUCACUGUUUCCCCAUAAAUUCCUGGGAUCGAUCGGAAGAACACUUCGUGGUGCCUAUGACGACUUUGACGCCUCUGAGACACACGCCCUCGCCGACUUCAUUGAAUCCUUGACCUCUUUUCUCGGGUCUGGGGUGCCUUCAUUCCGCUGUCAAGUCCUUGAAACGCUUCAACCACCUUUGGGACUGUGGUUAAAAGAUGAUGUUUGUAAAGUCGACGCCGACCAUAAUGUCGACAGUAGAGUAUUGACUGCGUGUCGUGCUCUUUCCUCUGCGAUCCUCAACAUCCUCCAAACAUCUGUGUCUCAUGACCUCUCUUCUCUACAAAGAUUCGAAGUCAUCAUGUGCGCUGGGUUGGAGUCAUCGCAUAUAUCGAGUAUCAAGCGAUUUGUUGAGCUUUGGGGCACGACUUUUGGUUCUCACUCAUCUCUCGCUUAUGCCGACACUGUUGUACAAGCUUUGCAAAAGGCCGAGUCCAAACUCCAAGGCCCUGCCUUGCCCUUGCAGAGUGAUGUUCAGGAUACUGAUAUGCUGCCUCCUGGAUCGCAAGAGCAACUCCAUCGCCCAGUAAACGAGCUUUCAGGGAGCUCCGUUGAGAUUUCACAGGCUGCCAAUCUUAAUUCCUCUCCCGUCGUCAAAGCGAAAGGUUCGACUGUCCUCGAACUACCAGUGCAACCAAAUGAGCCGCAACUACCAACCACUUUGCAGCUCGAAGGCCACGAGGCGCAGAGUGCUGAAAAAAUUCCAAGGAACAGCAGCCGUAGUAAGCGCCGCGAAGUCUUCAAGAUGAUCGAUUCCAUCCAAUCUUCCUCACCGGCGAACUCUCCUCGGGGAUUAGGCUUCCAUACGCCUCCCCAUCUACGCAAGCUACAAUCUUUAGAGCCUGGGGUACCAUUGACCCCAACUCUUGUUCCGGCUGAGAACGAAGAGCAGUUCUUUGGCUCGUCACCCACACCUGGAACAAGAGACCCAACACCAGCCGCAAAUUCAAAUGUGCCUCCAUUAACAUCUCAUGAUAUUACUCGCCCGGAGGCCGACCCUCCCUCUUCGCCGCCAGAAAUUCAUUCCCGAAGCCCCAGUCCCCGGAAGCGUUCGAAGCGCUCAAGGAGCGAACGGCGGAGAUCUGCGAAAGCAAGAAGAGCGCUCGCUGGUGACGUUGGACAGCAGGAGCCUGUCAGCAGCCCUGCCAUUUCAGAACAUGCCGAGGCCAACGCAGAAACUCCUCGAGCUGGUACGGACAAACAAGCCCAGCAGAGUGCCAACACCUCCUUUCCGGCAGAUGAGAGACCUCCGAGCCGAUCACUUCGGUCAGUAUCUGGCAAAGACGCAGCCGCCAAUCCAGAACCAUCUACACAGACAGCUGCGGCUGAAAUGUCCGGCAACCAGCUCGUUCAAACUCCCCGUUCAAGCUCGAAGUCGAAGAAGAAGAAGAAGAAGAACGUAUCCAAGUCCGCAGCCCAGAUGAACCAGCAGCCGACGGAAAACGUGCAGUUGGCCCCUGUUAAUGCGGUCCCAGAAUAUCAUGUCGACUCUUCCAGUGAAGAUUUGGAGACGCAAAUCGCAUCUCAACUUGAGCAAGACCUGGAACUAGCUGUGGAUAUGGACGAUAGGACAUACCGCAGCAAACCUAUAGGAUUUCCGCCUCCAGAGACAGUAACAAAGAAGAGGAAGCGUGAAGAAGAUGAAGCGCGCUCGGCUUCUACGAAAGACAGGCGUCGAUCAACGAGACUCUCGUCGACGAAAGAUCUGGCCUUAGCCGCAACGGACACUCAAGAGUCCGAGGCUGUGCAAUUGCAAGCCUCUGCCGUCUCUGAUCUUGCUCAGGAUACCUCGUCGGCCAAAUCUUCGUCGGUUGCCCCGCGCAGAUUGACUCGCAGUUCGCAGCACAAAGAGAAUGAAAGCACUCUAGGGGAUUCAAUGCCUCAAGCCCAAGAUACCGAUUCUGCGCAGGAACCGCCCAAAGACUCGGAGGCCUCACGGCCGCCAUCGAAGAGAUUGCGCAAAUCUUCCCGUCUCGAUGCCCCUUCUGCUCCUGUUUCUGCGGAGGAAGACCCCGGUGAGAGCAAAUCUUCCUGCGACACGCGCUCUCGCAAGGGACGAUCUCGCAAGAGUGCGAGGCAGAAUGAAACGGCUCUGUCUCAACCAGAAGAGCCCCCUAGUCAAGCUGAGUUGCCAGCGACCCAGGAUGGUGACCUGGAUGUUGUUCCCGAGAGCAUCAUUGCUGAAGAGAAGCCAGCUGAACUGAAUGUGCCUCUGAUUUCUACUGAAGAAGCGACCGAUUCUCAAAUGACGGACAUAGCCCCUUCAAAUGAAGCUGAUUCGGUGAAUCCGGACAUCCAAAUGGACAUGGAUUACACGGAUAUGGACAAGCAACCUGACGGCGAGGUGGCCAACCAUGUUCCGAGUGUUGCCACGAUGGCAACGCAGACCGAGGGACCAGCGCCUCCUGAGCCCACAGCAGACCGCAGCGAGGCUGGCAUCACACAGUCCCUGCAGAAACUCCUCGGUGAUAUGAAAGACGCAACCCUGGGCCCGAGUGCCCUUCGCGAGGUUGACGAUCUUCUUUUCAACAUCCGUGUCGCAGCGCACGACGCGUCACGGCGACACAAUACAUCAGCAUAG
Molecule: messenger RNA, 5304 nt
Organism: Penicillium alfredii
Lineage: Eukaryota; Fungi; Ascomycota; Eurotiomycetes; Eurotiales; Aspergillaceae
Exons: 3
Coding region: 1-5304 (1767 amino acids)
Biological process (GO): telomere maintenance
Cellular component (GO): nucleus
Source: RefSeq, a predicted model, not a curated record